AUGAUCUUCAGAGAUAAACACAAUAUCUUUGAUGAAAAUCUUGAGCUUUUCAAAUCGCUGUCAUCUCAGAAAGAUUUCCAAAGUAAAGAGCAGCUGGAAGACAAUAAUGAUGAUUCUACAAAGGUUGUAGAAAAAAGAACUCUGGAAAAGUACUUUGAAGAUGAGUGGAUGCCGUGCAAGGAAAAGUGGGCUGGCUACCUCACUAGUCAAUUAAAACAUUUUGACUAUUUCGAGGGCGACUAUCAGGACCUUGAGUUGAAUGAGACAACUAUCACAGAUGCCAGAAUAUACCAUGAACCUCGCCUCUGUGGAUUGAUUCACUACGUCUCUAGAAUUGGUUUGAUCACCAUCUGUGCUGAGCUUCUAGAAGAGGUUAUACCUGGUGAGCUUUGCAAUUGCAGAGUAAAAGUGGUGUUUGGUCUUUCUUGUCGCCAUGAUCUGCCAAGAGAUUGUAUGCUGCUAUUAUCAGACAUUCCUGAAAGAUGGAUUCUGUCUUCUUCUUUGGGUGAACGUUUGAAGCAACUGGAAUGGAAUCAACAAGUCCAGAAUCUUAUGGCAAUGGUUGAUGAACUUGUUGACAAUGCCAGUGAAAUAAUUGACCAUUCAAAUGUUGUAUUUCCUUUGGCAAGUGAGGUCAAAGCUCCUGGAAGACCUAAGCACGUCAAAAGGAAAACUGCUCUCCCAAACGACUUUGUCCGUCACAAGCACAGACAUCUCCUUGUGCAAAAGAACAAAAAUGAUAUCAGAAUCAUAAAAGAAAUAAAAAAAGAAACCCAAUUUGCUGAAAAACAAGAGCCUCUCAAAGAAGCUAAAACAACCAAUUUCGCUAAAAAGCAAGAGCCUCUCGAAGAAGCUGAAAAAUAUUCCUCUGGAAUUAAAAGACCUAAACAUCUCCAAGACGACUACUGGCACAAUUUGCCUAGUCCAAAAAAACAAAACAAAAAUGUGCAUGACUUUGCUCUGCCUGCUCAAAUCGAUCAAGCCACUAUUUCGUUGACGUUUAACCCCAAGUCUGAUGGUUGGUGCGGUUUCCGUGUAUUUGCACACCUGAAAGAGGGUGGAGAGGAUCAGUUUCCUUUGGUGAAGAAGAAGAUAUUGGCCACGAUGGCAACCCAUGGUAAACUUUACGAGCACAACUUUGGCAUGGAUGUUGCCAAAGUGACAGAGGUCAUUGCCUUUGGCUCCGAGAUUGACCCUGCUCUUGGGGAAAAUAUCCCAUCUUGCCCUUCCUCUGUGUGGUUCUCUGCACCAGACUGUGCUCAGAUAAUAGCUGACAUCUAUAAUGAGCCUGUUUGUGUGUACUCAGACGAUCAGAGCGUCUUGCCUGUAACUUUCCUUCCCCUCCAUGAUUGGAAGCCUCUCAAAAGAAAGUCAUUGCCGAUGGUCUUGCACCAUGUACAUGGGUGCCACUAG
Phycomyces blakesleeanus NRRL 1555(-) is the source of this 1413-nucleotide messenger RNA. RefSeq lists its product as hypothetical. The record is from RefSeq and is a predicted model, not a curated record. The transcript has 7 exons. Bases 1 to 1413 code for a protein of 470 amino acids. Lineage: Eukaryota; Fungi; Mucoromycota; Mucoromycetes; Mucorales; Phycomycetaceae.